GCCAGGGAAUGCUCUGCACCUCUCUGCUAGUGGGAAGCGGAGAGGCAGGCAGAGUUGCUUAGUUGGACUGUAGGCAUGAGUACAAUUAAGAGGUGGGCGUCUCCGUACCCUUUGCAGCCCUCGAGGACUGAAGUGGUCUGAAAGAGUUACCUGGCAUUCGUGUUCUGCCUAAAGAAGCUCAGAGUCGCCUCAAAUGCGAAUAGACUGAAGAGCAAACGUCGGGGAUUAUUAUGCCGAUUUUCCAAGGAACGGGGUUUGCACCGCUGAAUAGAAGAAAAGGCUGGUUCCUCAGGUGUCCCGACAGCAUUUGAGACCUCAGGAUUGCCCAAAUUGCCGUGGAUCAGCAACUUUCAUAUCGUACACCUUCCAAAGAAAAUAUUUUCUGUUCUCUGCGCUGUUCUUUUUCUACCAUCAAUACAAUUCCUGGUGUAGACUUCAAUCUCUUCAUUUAAAGUAUGCUUUAUAUUUUUGCCAAGUAUGAUCCCUAAUUGAAAAUUAAUUUUUGGUUUUGGAUGAAUCUGUGGAGCUCACGCUGUCAGAAGAAAGGGGGAACGAGACACAAUGAAAGAGAAGUCCAAAAAUGCUGCCCGGACUAGGAGGGAGAAGGAAAACAGUGAGUUUUAUGAACUGGCGAAAUUACUGCCUUUGCCCUCGGCUAUCACCUCACAGCUGGACAAAGCAUCCAUAAUCAGACUCACGACCAGCUAUCUCAAAAUGAGAGUGGUGUUCCCAGAAGGACUUGGCGAGGCGUGGGGCCACUCAAGUCGAACCAGUCCUUUGGAUAACGUUGGCCGUGAACUGGGCUCCCAUCUACUUCAGACCCUGGAUGGCUUCAUCUUUGUGGUGGCCCCAGAUGGGAAGAUCAUGUACAUCUCAGAGACAGCCUCAGUUCACCUGGGUCUUUCUCAGGUAGAGCUGACCGGAAACAGUAUUUACGAAUACAUCCACCCCGCAGACCACGACGAGAUGACCGCAGUUCUCACCGCCCACCAACCCUACCACUCUCACUUCGUACAGGAGUAUGAGAUCGAGCGCUCCUUCUUCCUAAGGAUGAAGUGCGUCUUGGCCAAGCGGAACGCUGGCCUCACCUGCGGCGGCUACAAGGUCAUUCACUGCAGUGGCUACCUGAAGAUCCGCCAGUACAGCUUGGACAUGUCCCCCUUUGACGGCUGUUACCAGAAUGUGGGCCUUGUGGCCGUGGGUCACUCGCUGCCUCCUAGCGCUGUCACAGAGAUCAAGCUGCACAGUAACAUGUUCAUGUUUCGAGCCAGCCUGGACAUGAAGCUCAUCUUUCUGGACUCUAGGGUGGCGGAGCUUACGGGGUACGAACCUCAGGACCUGAUUGAGAAGACCUUGUACCACCACGUGCAUGGCUGCGACACCUUCCACCUGCGCUGCGCGCACCACCUGCUGCUGGUGAAGGGGCAGGUGACCACAAAGUACUACAGGUUCCUGGCGAAGCACGGCGGCUGGGUUUGGGUGCAGAGUUACGCGACGAUCGUGCACAACAGCCGCUCAUCCAGGCCACACUGCAUUGUCAGCGUUAACUACGUCCUCACAGACACUGAGUACAAAGGGCUCCAACUCUCCCUGGAUCAGAUCUCAGCCUCCAAGCCAGCCUUCUCCUAUGCUAGCAGCUCCACCCCCACCUUGACUGACAACAGAAAGGGGGCCAAGUCAAGGCUCUCCAGCUCAAAGUCAAAAUCCAGGACUUCCCCAUAUCCUCAGUAUUCGGGAUUUCACACGGAAAGAUCGGAAUCCGACCACGACAGCCAGUGGGGCGGCAGUCCCCUGACCGACACGGCCUCCCCGCAGCUCCUGGACCCCGACAGGCCGGGCUCGCAGCACGACGCGUCCUGCGCCUACCGGCAGUUCUCAGAUCGCAGCGCUCUCUGCUACGGCUUCUCGCUCGACCACUCCAGGCUGGUGGAGGAGAGGCAUUUCCAUACCCAGGCCUGCGAGGGAGGGCGGUGUGAGGCAGGCAGGUACUUCCUGGGAACGCCGCAGGCCGGGAGGGAGCCCUGGUGGGGCUCUCGCGCAGCCCUGCCCCUGACCAAGGCCUCCCCCGAGAGCAGAGAAGCCUAUGAGAACAGCAUGCCGCACAUCGCUUCCAUCCACAGGAUCCACGGGCGAGGUCAUUGGGAUGAAGAUAGUGUGGUCAGCUCUCCAGACCCUGGGUCAGCCAGUGAAUCAGGUGAUCGAUAUCGCACUGAGCAGUAUCAAAGCAGCCCCCAUGAACCUAGCAAAAUUGAAACUCUGAUAAGAGCCACCCAGCAAAUGAUUAAAGAAGAAGAGAAUAGAUUGCAGCUACGGAAAGCACCCCCUGACCAAUUGGCUUCCAUUAACGGAGCUGGGAAAAAACACUCCCUCUGUUUUGCAAACUACCAACAGCCUCCACCGACAGGUGAAGUUUGCCAUGGCUCUGCUCUUUCCAACACUUCACCAUGUGACCACCUCCAACAGAGAGAAGGAAAGAUGCUGAGCCCCCAUGAAAAUGACUAUGACAACAGUCCCACUGCACUGUCUCGGAUAAGUAGUCCCAAUUCUGAUCGCAUUUCAAAAUCCAGUUUGAUCCUAGCUAAAGACUAUCUACAUUCAGAUAUGUCUCCUCAUCAGACAGCGGGGGACCAUCCUGCUGUCUCUCCAAACUGCUUUGGCUCUCACCGGCAGUAUUUUGAUAAGCAUGCUUACACAUUAACUGGAUAUGCCCUGGAGCACUUAUAUGACAGUGAAACCAUUAGAAACUAUUCCUUGGGCUGUAAUGGCUCACACUUUGAUGUAACUUCCCAUCUAAGGAUGCAGCCAGACCCAGCACAAGGACACAAGGGAACAUCUGUUAUAAUAACCAAUGGAAGCUGAUGUUUUUCUAAAAUAUUUUUUUCUUCAAGGGUCUCUGAAACAUAUUUAUAGUUUAAUGCCCCAUUACCAGCAUUUAGUAUGCCACAGAUUGUUAGAGGAUAAUUUAAGUUACUGGGUAUUUGACAUGUGUUUCUGCAAAAUCAAAGAAAACAUAACAUUAGCAUUCAGGAUUAUACACGGAUAAUGGAGCUGAAGUCAAUACAAAAAUUGCCCCUCUAAUUAUAUGGGAACCAGAAUAUAUACAUUUUUGAAUCAAAAAAUAUGCAUGUAAAUCAACUAGUACAGACCACAUCAAAGGGCUGAUGAAUUGACAACACUGUAUUGUGAUGAUCCAGUGACACUCAUAGCCACAGACCACCCUUUACAAACUGCUGUGUCUACUUUACAUGUAGAAAUGGAGAAUAUACCCCAUAAAUAUACCAAAAUGGGUACAUUUCCUUAACUCUACCACAUCAAGCUUCUGAAAGAAAUUUCCAUUCCCAAAAUAACUGGAAAGAAAGAGCUACAUCUUGUAAACUGAUUUCUUUGUGGUUUCAAACCAGUCAGCUCAUUUGGUUCAGGCAUAAAUUAGAGAAAUGGUUCUGGCUGUGGUGCAAGAAUGAGUGUUCACCUAGUAUCCAUUAGAAGCAAUCAGGAAGUGGUGAUUUUUCACCUUGCUUUUGAGUUAGACAAGGACCAGAAGUGUACUGGCAUAGCAGUGCAGGUUUUUCUAAGUAAUGGCAUUGAGAUGUUGGGAGGCACAUCAAAAAUGUGGUGUGUUCAAUAGGAAGUAGUUUAGUGAUGGAAAGGCCAGAGGCAGAGCAGAAUGAAAUUAUAUCUCAAAAAAAAAAAAAAAAUUUAAGGCUCAGAAUAGUAAAACCACAUAUUUGGGGCUUCCUUAUAAAACCAACCAAAUAAAAAAUUCAAACCAAUUCACCAAGAAAAAAAGGCUGAUAAGUGCAAAAAUAACUGAGGAAAACCAGUGAAGUGCUACAUGACAGCAGUCUAAGUGUUUGAAAGCAUUUCAAAGCACAGAUGUGCCAAUGUGUCAGCAUAUGGAAAGCCUCAGGAGAGAAUCUAAGAUAAAAGCUUAGGCAGAUAGACAAGUGGUUAACAGGGCCAGAGGAGUACUCCAUCUGAAGGAAUAGACACAAAUACUCAUUUUCCUUAUUAUUUGUAAACAACAAAAAUAAUAAACUUGCCCUCACCUCUGUGUGGUCUAGUAGAAAGACCAAUGGACUAGAUGCAGAGAUCUGGCUUUGGGUUCUGACCCUGCCUGUAACUUAAUUUUGUGACUAUAAAUGCAUUCCUCACCAUGCCUGAGCCCCCGUUUCCUGGUCUGUAAGGCAACUUCAAUGUUCCAUGAUUCUGUGGUUCAUUGAGGCAGCAGAACAGAACUUGUGAAGUAGUUAACUCUCUGCUGUGAGUUAUCAGGACCGAUCAUUCUGGUUUUUCUGCACAUGUGCAGAGGCCUAAAAGCUUUGUGACUUAAGCAGGUAUAUGGGGUCUCUGGGGCAGGUAGUUACAGUCAACUUUUUUUUUCUUUUUUUUUUUUUUAGAUUCAGCCAAAACAUAGAUGGUAGAAAUUUAUGAGGGGGAAGAAAUAUAGCAAGAUUUUUAAAAAUGCACUGUUCUUUAAUAUUCAAAGCAAAGUGACAGAAGUGAUUAGAGAAGUUUCAUAGGUAAUAUUUCAUAGAAGUCUCAUGUGUUUAACUCUUGCCAAAUCCGAGGAGGGGAAUGUACUGAAGGAACUUAUAAGUUUGAAAACAGAACAUGGCAUUGGACGCUCAGGGAUUAAAACUAUAUUUUCAUCAUUUAAUAGUUAUUUGGCAGUCCACUGGUUGGUGACAAUCUGAAUGAUAAUUUGAGAGACAAAUACUGAGCUGUUUGUACAUGAGAGAAGAGGCUACAUGAAAUGAAGUAACUAUUUCUUGGAUAUGACAGCAACAUUGGCCAAUGUAAAUGAAAAAAAAAGGUUUAAGUAAGUGAGAAAAGUGGUGUUUAUCAUAUACACUUUAAAAAUGUUCAAAGUACAAUAAAAGUUAAAUUCAAAACUAUAUAAGAAAAAGCAUUCAGUAAUUCUGAGAAAGUUAUUUUCGAGAAGCCCCUGGAAUAUUUAAAAUGGAUUAUGAUCAAUUGGUAUGUGAAAAAAGGAUUUAGGAAUGCUAAAGGUUUUGCAGAAUUCUGUAGGAUAUAUGUUUCAAAGAAACAAAUAUUGGGAAAAUGUGGCAGAUUUUGGAAAGGAAAUCUAUACAGAUGGUUUCUACUGAUGGAUAUAUAUUCUUCCAAAUGAGUCAAGGACAGAUAUUGUCAGAGAAAUGGCUACUUAAGAACCAAGGAAAAUGAACUGAUACUAAUGCAAAGACUGUCAUUAUAGGGAUUUCAGUGGAAUUUUUAUAUGGAGGAUAAUUGAUUAGUGGAAGGAAUAAAUUAUGAACUGAGAAGAUGGGGGGAUAAUCAUGAGAAAUCAUGCUUCUUAAAAUGAUAUGGCAAAUAUUUUAAAAGGAAGCAAAAUUAACUAAAUUACAUUUUGGUUAAAAUUUUGGAUAGAUUGGCCCAGAUUUAAAUAUAUAACCAUCUAUUUAAUUUCCUGAAGGAAAAUUUUAUAGUAGCAAUUGUUUUACUUUACAUAUAACAACUUACAGGCUCAUAGUAUUAUAUGACUUUCUUUUGUUGCAAUAUGGUAUGAUAAUAUAAAAUGACCCAAAGCAAGUUGACAUUAUAUGAAAAGGCAACUUUUUACUAUUUAUAUGCAUAUGUAAAAAUGUAUUUAUCUACAUUAUAAAUGUGUGCAGGAACAUAUUUCCAUAUAAGGAAGAUAUCAUCUGCAUCUUUUAAAAACAUAGGAUGUAAAAUAAAUGUUCCCAAUAACUUAAUCAGUUCAAAUUGAAAUUAAAUUGGCUUUAAUUUUAAUCCUUGAUUUCUAUAACUUUGCUACAAUGCUGAAAACCAUGAAAUUUGAUUGAAAUAUAGACAGAAGGAUGCUUUUUAACAUCAUUUUGGGGAAAUUCAUAAACAUGUACUAUAAUACUGCUACAGUAUGUAAUAAUUCAUUAGAUGAUGCAAAGCUCAUGCUUUAUAGUGACAGCAAGAAUACCUUUACUGCCCAAUUUACCUGUUUUUGAGCAAUUAAAAAAUCUGGGUAACCAAAGAGAUAAAUAAUUAUUUCCCCAAUAUUUCUUGGGGGAAUUCUGUUAAAAUUAUUGUUGAGAAUAUAUAAUGUGUUAUUUUGGGAUGCAUAAGAUUAAGGUCACAGACACCACUACAGGUCAGACAUUAGGUGUGCUUCAGCUCCACAAGUUUUUUUUUUUUUUUUUUUGAUAUAAUGUGUUGAAUCUAAUGUGCUAGCUUUUCUAAUUGCCUGAUACAAGAUGAUGUAAUAGUGCUGAUGUGAUAUUCAAAAUGAGACAGGAUGCAAUAAAUGAUUUGCCUUCAGCAUUUAUACAGAAAAACCACUUACUACUUCCUGAUUGUAUUUCACAGAGCUAAAAUAUUUCCACUGGGUACUGUUCUUAAUUCUCUCUACACCCUGCUGCCACAUGCUGCCUUUGGGCAGAGAAUCCCACUUAAAAUAAGUUUUAAUGGGAUCUUGUAGAAAAGGAUGACAUACUCCAUUUUUCUUUCUUUCUUUUUUUUUUUUUUAAUGGAAGGUGAGGAUUGAUUCUAAUGCAAGAUUAUUGGAAAAUAUGCAUAGAUAUUUUAAAAUACAAUACAAUGAAAGACUUCUGCCCCCAAGAUCUAGACCAAAUAAGUUUGCUAGAAGAUGGUACAGCUAAAUAGAGACACUCUGAAUACAGAUUUGAUAUUUGAAGGCUCUCUCCUCUCUUUCACUUUGAAGAGCAUGACAUUACUAAGAUAUUCAGUGCAAUGUAUUAGCACUAGUAGUAAUGGGAAAUGACAGAGUGAAUGCUGAUAUUUGGAAAACUGAGUAUCUGACCAUUUUGGGAUCACUAACCUUGUCUAGGGAAAUAACUUACACUUUAAUACAGUCGUUCUGAUUUAAAAAGUUCAAAUACCCAGAUCUGGCUCCCUAGUUCACUCAAACCAUAGAUGUAGACAUACAUUUAAUUUUACUUAAUAAAGAAUGUAAAUCCUGCAGUUCUCCAAAUAAGUGGAUUCAACUUUUAUGUAAAUGUCAAGGUUUUGUGAAUAGGGGUUUAAGUUUAAGCAAAAUCUAUUGGGUAGUUCUUACUGUGAAACAUAUUGUGGAUAAAACAUCAUUCCAAAUUUUAAAAGAGGAUAGAACAGCGAUGGACACAGGCAAAAGGUAUCAUACAUAGAAAAUAUUUUGGGGAAAAGUUUUGUGUGGUGCUCAGUUUUUGUGCACAAAGGUUGUACGGGUAGUGCUUAAUCUCAAAAGGUGAGAUUGUUCUCAUUUCCAAAUACGUGUUUGCUCAGAGUUCUAUCUCUAAGACUUCACGCAGAAAGGGGACACACACACACACACACACACACACAACACAACAUAGAGUUCUGUCACUUAAGACUAUAUGCAGAAAUGAUACAUACCACAGAAAGAAAAGUAUGAUUUUUGUAUCACUUUUGGUAUUAAAAAAUGUGCCAUAUCCAAUCAUGUGUGUGUAUGUGUGUGUGUAUAUAUAUGUAUGUAUACAUACAUAUAUAUGAUGGAUCACACAAGAAAUCCUGAUUGAUGAUUUUAAACCAAACAUUUGUAGUUUUAUUUAUUGCUAUUUUGAUUUUGCUGCAUGAGAGACUUGGCUUUCAUAAACCUAGAUGGGAGGAGUUUAUCCCAAUUUGCUGAUUUGGGACAAGUUUAAUCACAGUUAAAUUUAUACCCAUUAAUCCUGAUGUGUUUACAUUUUGAAAAAAAUGAAAUUGGCAUGAAAAAAAAUUAGAAGUACUGUAACUUUUUUGUUAUUUUUCCCAAAGGGAAAUAUUUCAAAAAAUGAAACAUAUGAAUAGGCACUUCAAAAAAGAUUAAAUAUUUUGUUUGUUUUUUGACUGACAUGCUACAGAAAGGAUUAUAUUUGUGAGAAGAUGCUAACUGCCACUAUUCCAAAUACCAUCUUGCAAUGUAUAGUUUUUAGUGAUAUUGUAGUAUAAAGCUGUAAUUUGAACUUUUACUUUGGAAUGUAAAGUAGAAAAUAUUAGCUAUGUCAAUGAUAUCUUGCAAAGUGUUCCCAUUUAUAAUUAUUUAUAUUGUAAAUAGCUUUCUGAAGUAAAUUUGAAGUUAAUUGUGCAUAAAAUGUAUUUAUUAUGUGAGGAAUUUUUUGUUUUAAAAUAUAGUUACCAAUAUACAA
Sciurus carolinensis (gray squirrel) is the source of this 8099-nucleotide messenger RNA. It is a transcript of the gene Sim1, whose product is annotated as SIM bHLH transcription factor 1. Lineage: Eukaryota; Metazoa; Chordata; Mammalia; Rodentia; Sciuridae. Bases 562 to 2859 code for a protein of 765 amino acids. Gene Ontology annotation, molecular function: DNA-binding transcription factor activity, RNA polymerase II-specific; protein dimerization activity; RNA polymerase II transcription regulatory region sequence-specific DNA binding. The transcript is spliced from 12 exons. Gene Ontology annotation, biological process: regulation of transcription by RNA polymerase II. The record is from RefSeq and is a predicted model, not a curated record.